AUGGGCUCGAUACGCGAUGCGGCGGCCUCUGUGAGGGUGCUUCUUACUGCCGGUAAUCACAGAUAUAAAGCUAUUCCUACGCCAGCCAUGGACCGGAAUCGUGCAGCACACGUCGUUGGCCAUCAUCCUCCGCCUCGCUCGAGGUUCCUUAAGCUCUCGAUGGGUGUCUUGUUGCUUGCUGCAUUUCUCUUCUUGGGUGUCCCCUUUAGGCGUGAUACAUCAGGCUCAAAGUCAUGUGUUGACAACGCGAGCUGCACUUACAACUCCCACAAAUACUGGGGUCAGUAUUCGCCUUACUUUGUGGCGCCAGACCCCUCGAGGAAGCCUGAUAUACCGGCAGGAUGCCACAUCACGUUUGCUUCCGUCCUCUCCCGCCACGGUUCUCGCCUCCCCACGGCCGGCAAGUCCCAUGCCUACAAGAAGUUGGUCGACAGACUCCACAAGGAUGUCCAAGUCUACGCCAAGGGGUUCAAGUUCAUCAAAAAGUACAAGUACUCGCUGGGUGCCGAUGACCUCACCGCGUACGGUGAAGGCGAGCUCGUCGCGUCUGGCAAACGGUUCUUUAAGCGGUACCGGAAGCUGGCCGAGCACUCGAAACUCCCACCCUUUGUGCGAGCUUCUGGUUCGGAAAGAGUCGUCAUGUCGGCCGAGCGGUUCAUGCAGGGAUACUCUCGGGCCAAGGGCCGAGAAAACGACAAGGACGUGGCCAACAUACUCGUCAUCCCCGAGGGCGACGGGUUCAACAACACGCUGGACCAUGGGAACUGCGCCGCGUUCGAGGAGGGCCCCAUUUCUGAAAUGGGAAAUGAAAGCAAAGCGGCGUGGAGGAAUGUGUGGGCCGCUCCAAUCGCGGAGCGGCUGAACCGGAAGCUUCGUGGCGCCAACCUGACGCUGCAGGAGACGAUUCAGCUCAUGGACCUCUGCCCCUUCAACACGGUUGCGUCGGCCGAGGCAAAGACGUCGCAGUUUUGCCGUCUGUUCUCCCUGGAGGAAUGGAAGGGCUACGACUACUACCUGGCUCUGGACAAGUGGUACGGCUACGGCCCGGGAAACCCUCUGGGCCCGACCCAAGGGGUCGGCUACGUCAACGAGCUGAUUGCGCGUCUCGCGCACAGCCCGGUCAGCGACCACACGUCGACAAACAGGACCCUGGACUCGGACGCUUCCACCUUCCCCUUGGACCGCGCCCUGUACGCCGACUUUAGCCACGACAACACGCUGAUGACAAUCUACGGGGCGCUGGGCUUGUACACCAAUGCCACCGAGGUGCCGACGAACCGCAGGGUGCCUCCGCAGAAGACGGACGGGUACUCGGCCUCGUGGGCUGUGCCGUUCGGAGCGCGAAUGUACGUUGAGAAGAUGCGGUGCGACGGCGUUGCGGAGGAGCUGGUGAGGGUGCUGGUCAACGACAGGUUGGUGACGCCCAAGGGUUGCCAGGCCGACGCACUCGGCCGAUGCAAGCUCGAGGGCUUUCUGGAGGGGCUCGAAUUCGCCAAGCAGGGCGGUCACUGGGAUCAAUGUGGGCGAGCGAGCAAGCGCGGCUCUCUGCGAACCUGA
Messenger RNA from Ustilaginoidea virens, 1557 nucleotides. RefSeq lists its product as uncharacterized. The record is from RefSeq and is a predicted model, not a curated record. Gene Ontology annotation, molecular function: acid phosphatase activity. The coding region runs from base 1 to 1557 and encodes 518 amino acids. NCBI's taxonomy places the organism in Eukaryota, Fungi, Ascomycota, Sordariomycetes, Hypocreales, Clavicipitaceae. The transcript is spliced from 2 exons.